CGUUGUUUGUGAUAUCUUUAUUGGUUUUGGGAGCCCGAGAGUCUCUGUACUGGCAAGUCGGUCGCGUGGAUUUUUGCGCAAGUUUUUAGAAAAACACUGACUCGAGUAGAGCAUUUCUCCGGAAAGUUUCAAGUGCAGCAAAAUAGCGAACAUGCAAAACUGGCCAAGGGGAGACCUCUAGUGGUUAAACGCUUCUUUAAGUUCGGAAGGCCGAGAGCAAAGUUUGGCCUUUGCUUGUAGCUACGUAGUCCGUUCAGACGUGGAAGUAAUUAGACGACCUGAGCGAGCAGCCAGAUGUGUGUGAAUGGAUGCCGAUCAGAAAUACAAGGAGAAGUCUUGGGGGUGGACAGCAAUCCCAAAGACCACCAGACAGUUAUUUCUUCACUGCCACUAGGUUCCAAAAUAAAUCAUGACUGAAUCUGCCUCUAGCACAAGUGGUCAAGAAUUUGAUGUAUUCAGUGUUAUGGACUGGAAAGAUGGAGUAGGCACGCUACCAGGAAGUGACUUAAAGUUUCGGGUAAACGAGUUUGGAGCCCUGGAAGUUAUCACAGAUGAGAGCGAGAUGGAAAAUGUUAAAAAAGCAACAGCUACCACAACUUGGAUGGUCCCAACUGCUCAGGAAGCCCCGACCUCUCCCCCGAGUUCCAGGCCCGUAUUUCCACCUGCCUACUGGACAUCUCCACCUGGAUGUCCCACAGUCUUUUCAGAGAAGACUGGGAUGCCUUUCAGGUUGAAGGAUCCAGUGAAAGUAGAAGGGCUUCAAUUCUGUGAGAACUGUUGUCAGUAUGGCAAUGUAGACGAGUGUCUUUCUGGAGGAAACUAUUGCAGCCAGAAUUGUGCCCGGCAUAUCAAAGACAAAGAUCAGAAGGAAGAAAGGGACGUAGGAGAGGACAAUGAGGAAGAAGAUCCUAAGUGUAGUCGGAAGAAGAAACCAAAAUUAUCUCUGAAAGCUGACUCCAAGGAGGAUGGAGAAGAUCGGGAUGAUGAAAUGGAAAACAAACAAGACGGAAGAAUCCUGAGGGGUUCGCAGAGAGCCCGAAGGAAAAGGCGAGGUGAUUCGACUGUAAUAAAGCAGGGCUUGCCUCCUAAGGGAAAGAAAGCCUGGUGCUGGGCGUCCUACCUGGAAGAGGAAAAAGCUGUGGCAGUGCCAGCAAAGCUGUUCAAGGAGUAUCAAUCCUUUCCAUAUAACAAAAAUGGGUUUAAAGUUGGCAUGAAAUUAGAAGGUGUGGACCCCGAGCAUCAGUCCGUGUACUGUGUCCUCACUGUGGCUGAGGUGUGUGGAUAUCGGAUAAAACUGCACUUUGAUGGAUAUUCUGAUUGCUAUGACUUCUGGGUAAACGCGGAUGCUCUCGAUAUUCACCCGGUUGGGUGGUGUGAGAAAACUGGCCACAAACUCCAUCCUCCAAAAGGUUAUAAAGAAGAAGAAUUUAAUUGGCAGACCUAUCUAAAGACAUGCAAAGCCCAAGCUGCUCCCAAGUCAUUAUUUGAAAAUCAGAAUAUAACAGUGAUCCCAUCAGGCUUUCGAGUUGGAAUGAAGCUUGAAGCCGUAGACAAAAAGAAUCCUGCGUUCAUCUGUGUUGCUACGGUGACAGAUAUGGUGGACAAUCGUUUCCUGGUACAUUUUGACAACUGGGAUGAGAGCUAUGACUAUUGGUGUGAAGCAUCGAGCCCACACAUUCAUCCAGUCGGGUGGUGUAAAGAACAUAGAAGGACACUCAUUACUCCUCCAGGUUAUCCAAAUGUGAAACAUUUUUCUUGGGAUAAAUACUUAGAAGAAACCAAUUCUUUACCUGCCCCUGCAAGAGCUUUCAAAGUGAAACCUCCACAUGGAUUCCAGAAAAAAAUGAAGCUUGAAGUCAUAGACAAGAGAAAUCCUAUGUUUAUUAGAGUAGCAACAGUUGCAGACACGGAUGAUCACCGAAUAAAAGUUCACUUUGAUGGCUGGAACAGCUGCUAUGAUUACUGGGUAGAUGCGGAUUGCCCUGAUAUUCACCCUGUGGGCUGGUGUUCAAAAACCGGGCAUCCUCUUCAGCCUCCUUUGAGCUCCUUAGAAUUAAUGGAAGCUUCAGAACAUGGCGGAUGCUCAACCCCAGGAUGUAAAGGGAUUGGUCAUUUUAAGAGAGUGAGACACCUGGGCCCUCACAGUGCUGCCAACUGUCCCUAUUCAGAAAUCAAUUUGAAUAAAGACCGAAUUUUCCCAGACCGCUUAAGUGGUGAGAUGCCUCCGGCUAGUCCAUCAUUUCCAAGAAAUAAAAGGGCAGACACAAAUGAAAUCUCUUCAUCUCCUGAAAUCAGAGACCAGCAUCCUGAUGAUGUCAAAGAAGACUUUGAAGAGAGAACAGAAAGUGAAAUGAGGACAUCACAUGAAGCCAGAGCAGGUGCCCGGGAAGAACCUAGCCUACAACAAGCACAGCGCCGGUCGGCUGUCUUUCUGUCCUUUAAAUCACCAAUUCCAUGUCUGCCCUUGCGCUGGGAGCAGCAGAGCAAACUUCUCCCCACCGUAGCUGGAAUUCCUGCCAGUAAAGUUUCCAAAUGGAGCACAGAUGAGGUGUCAGAGUUCAUACAGAGCUUACCUGGCUGUGAAGAACACGGAAAGGUAUUUAAAGAUGAACAAAUUGAUGGAGAAGCCUUUCUGCUCAUGACCCAAACAGACAUUGUUAAAAUUAUGAGCAUUAAGUUGGGACCUGCUCUCAAAAUUUUCAAUUCUAUCCUGAUGUUCAAAGCUGCAGAGAAGAACUCUCACAAUGAACUUUGAAGAUGGUGAAUUUUGAAUACCAUCAGCUUUCUGCUUUAAAGCUCAUGUUUUAUUCAAAGCACAAGGACAGUUAUAACUCCUAAGCGAGAAGUCUCCAAAACUCAAAAGAGCAACGCUAUCAGAUUAUUUAUAUUCCUCAAGAGACAAUAUAUAUGAAUCCUUAUGAAAGUGCUUCAGCUUUUAACCAGGUACUGUCUAAGAGCACUCAUCCUUUGGUUCUGUUCACUGAGCUAAAUUUAUCUUUGUAAAUCUUUUUGAGGCUGGGGGAGGGGUGGGAGGGAAAGGGAACUUCAUUAAUUAUUUAUGGUAAAGGGGGGGUCAGGAUAAGAACUUUUGGCAUUUUGUAAACAUUGUUGAGUCCUCUUUCAUGUACACGGUUUCUUUUUCAGUACUUUCAGAAACCUUUUUAUAUAAUCCAACUUCAACUUAAACCAAAUUAGUCAAGACCUGGCCAAGUUUAGCCAGUGGGACUGUUACCUGUAUUGUUAAUUCUGUGCCAUAUUUUGAACUGCAACAUUAUGCUAAGUAUAACUUUGCAAGUCAUGAUAUUGCCUAACUGCUUGUCAUAAUCUGUUGGGGCUGAAUAGAUGUAAAAAAUUACUUUUCUCUAAAUCAGUGUUUUUACUUUUGCACGCAUUAUGAAAUGUUAAAUUACUUUUCACCAGCAUCAUUACUAUAAUUACCAAAAACGUGUAUAUAAAUAAUGGAAUUGAAAAAUAAAAUAUAUAAAUAAAUUAGGUGAUGUAUUUGAAUGGCA
This is a messenger RNA of Felis catus (domestic cat), 3512 nucleotides long. RefSeq names its product L3MBTL histone methyl-lysine binding protein 3 (gene L3MBTL3). The transcript has 23 exons. Gene Ontology annotation, biological process: regulation of DNA-templated transcription. The record is from RefSeq and is a predicted model, not a curated record. Gene Ontology annotation, molecular function: zinc ion binding; protein binding. The coding region runs from base 410 to 2755 and encodes 781 amino acids. Lineage: Eukaryota; Metazoa; Chordata; Mammalia; Carnivora; Felidae. Gene Ontology annotation, cellular component: nucleus.